This is a messenger RNA of Rotaria sp. Silwood2, 408 nucleotides long. The record is from the annotation of a GenBank genome assembly. Lineage: Eukaryota; Metazoa; Rotifera; Eurotatoria; Philodinida; Philodinidae.
AUGAUUAUUCAUUUAGAACCACAAGGACUUCUUUUUGCUGAUAUUAAAUUUAUAAAUCCAUUAAUUAAACCUGCACCUAAAUUAAAACAACAAAAGAUAUUAUUUUUUGAAAACGAAAAGUAUCGUUUAAUAAGAAAAGGUGUAAUAACAUCAAAUAAUUCUGAUGAAAAUGAUUUCAUAUCAUCAUCAAGAGAUUCACAUUAUGUUGUUUAUGAUAUGUUAUUAGAAGAUGGAAUGCCACCAAGAAAAGUUGGAUAUUUUCCACCAAAAAAUCAAUCUAAUUAUGAGAUCAAAUUAAAUUUAAGUCUUUCUAAAGAACGUGUUGGUUACGGUGAAAUUACAAGUACAUUUGAUGGUAAGCCGGAAUUUUUGGUACCUAAAAUACUUACUGAACCUCCAUAUAUAUGA